Messenger RNA from Penaeus chinensis, 555 nucleotides. RefSeq lists its product as uncharacterized. The transcript is spliced from 3 exons. The coding region runs from base 1 to 555 and encodes 184 amino acids. The record is from RefSeq and is a predicted model, not a curated record. Lineage: Eukaryota; Metazoa; Arthropoda; Malacostraca; Decapoda; Penaeidae.
AUGGAUAGUGAAAAGUUAGACAUGGAUGGUGAAAAGUUAGACAUGGAUGGUGAAAAGUUAGACAUUGAUGGUGAAAAGUUAGACAUGGAUGGUGAAAAGUUAGACAUGGAUGGUGAAAAGUUAGACAUGGAUGGUGAAAAGUUAGACAUGGAUGGUGAAAAGUUAGACAUUGAUGGUGAAAAGUUAGACAUGGAUGGUGAAAAGUUAGACAUGGAUGGUGAAAAGUUAGACAUGGAUGGUGAAAAGUUAGACAUGGAUGGUGAAAAGUUAGACAUGGAUGGUGAAAAGUUAGACAUAGAUGGUGAAAAGUUAGACAUGGAUGGUGAAAAGUUAGACAUGGAUGGUGAAAAGUUAGACAUGGAUGGUGAAAAGUUAGACAUGGAUGGUGAAAAGUUAGACAUGGAUGGUGAAAAGUUAGACAUGGAUGGUGAAAAGUUAGACAUGGAUGGUGAAAAGGUUUGGAGAGCUAGUGUGAAUAUGACAGUUGCUAAACUGCAGGGGAUCUCGGGGCAGCAGGAGGCCUUAGGAGUACGGAGCCAUGGCUUAAAGGCGUAG